AUGAUUCGGCUCCAAGUUUCACCACGGAAGCUGAGUUGAGAAAUGUUGCGAUAGAGUUUCAAAGUAUGAUCGUUUAUAAUCGGAAAGCUAAGGGUUUCGAACGAAGAGGUACAUUUGAACAACAUCUGAUUAAACUGGUGGAAAUCACGAGGGGUAAAUAUGAUGCAUAACUGAUAGGCCACAGAUGACAACAGUGCUGGUAUGGUUGGUUGCCCCAGAUAAGAUCCCACUAUGAAGUGUCUGCUGAUAGCCAGCGAGAGCGCGGAGGUCCUCUUCUAUUGGACAGACCCAGAGUUUGAACUCAACAUCCAGGAGCAGUAUGGCGCGUCACAGGAAGAGGGGGAGAAGCCACCAGCAUUUGAGGACAGCAUCAACACUCUGUUUGCCCCCAUCAUCAUCUCCUGCAGUACCAUGGUGGACAGACUGGGAGACAGCUAUACAUCCUUUUGUACUGAGAACAACCACACCUAUGUGCUACAUCAGUUUGAGGAGUGUCUGUACAUCGCUGUGAACGGAGACAGAGAAGAGGGCGAGGAGGAUCUGAAGAGGAAGAUUUACGUGAUGAAGAAGAUGCUUGAGGUCCUCUUCGGCAUGGUUACCCUCAGCAGCACCCUGAUCAGGAAAGAGCUGCGUCCUCAGGACACAGAGCAGAGGACCAAUCUAUGGAAAUAUCUACAGAACCUCCUGGAGACCUACAGCCGCCUCCAAGAGCAGGACCAGAGCUUUUUAGUAGAGGCAGUAGAGAGGUUGAUCCAUCCUACUCUAUGUGAACAGUGUAUAGAGUUUCUGGAGCGUCGCUUGGUGCAGCAGAUCAACAGUAGUGUGGAGAGAGCAGGAGAGGAGGUCCUCCAUGCAUUCAUACUGGUGCACACCAAACUACUAGCCUUCUAUUCCAGGUUACUGUCCAUUACUAUUAAGACCAAACUACUAGCCUUCUAUUCCAGUCGUAACGCUAGUACCCUCACCUCGUCUGACCUGCUGGCUCUUAUCGUCAUGGUGCAGAACAUGUAUCCUAGCAACAUCGACCUGGAGGAUACUGCCCCCGAGGAUGUGGAGAACACCUCAGCCCCAGAUAUAUUCUACACUCCAGAGCCUUCCCCUACUAAUAGGGACUCUGGGACUGACAGGGACUCUGUUAAUUCAGGCAGGCAUGAGGAGAGCAGGCAUGAGGAGAGCAGGCAUGAGGAGAGCAGGCAUGAGGAGAGCUGUCAUGAAGAGAGCUGUCAUGAAGAGAGCUGUCAUGUGGGGAGCGGUACUCCUGUGUUCCAGUUUUUGGAUCCAGACAUUCAGAUGGCAGAGGACAGUCUCCAGACCCUGGAAGCUCCUCCCCCUGACCCCUCAAACCCUAGCAGAGUCUUCCUAGAGGUCACGCUGAAGGAGGGCUGCUAUCCCAUGAUGCCUCACUCCAUGUACUGUCUGCCACUCUGGCCGGGCAUCACUCUGGUGCUGCUCACUAAGAUACCUAACAGUAACCUGGCCAUGUCAGUCUAUGUGUUCCUGGAGGCAUUUGCUAAGUUGGAGAAGCGUCUGAGUGAAGGUCUGGAGGGGUCAGCGGCCCGCGGCCAGACGUCCAUACAGGACCUCCGCAACAAACUGGACAAGUUCAUUAGGGCAUUGGGAACCUCAGACAUACAGACGUCCCAGCUACAGAGUGUGUGGACAGAGUUUAAGAGCCGGGCAUUCACCAGAGGAGGACCUGGCUUCAGCAAGGACCUGGUCCCCUGGUGUCGUACUAUGAAGAGCCAGCUGUGUGGAGUCUACCGACAAUGUUUCAUCACAGAGAACACAGUUGUAGGAGGGAAUCCACAGCGUCUAUCACCCAGUCUACAGGACAGAGCUCUCACCAUGGUGCAGGAGAAGUUGAUGGAUUGGAAAGACUUCCUGUUGGUGAAGAGUAAGAGAAACAUCACCAUGGUCUCGUACCUUGAGGAGUUCCCGGGCCUGAUCCAUUUCAUCUACGUCGACCGCACCGCUGGUCAGAUGAUCGCUCCAUCUCUCAACAUCACGGACCGCGCAACCUCUGAGCUAGGAAAGGGGCCACUGGCUCACUUCAUAAAGGGCAAGGUAUGGGGCCUGGUUAAUACAUCGAGGAUUUACCUACAGAAGGGUUAUUCCACUGUCACUCUGAGAGAUGGAGACUACUUCUUCUGCUACUUCCUCUGGUUCGAAAACGAAACGGGCUACAAGCUGGAAGUAAAGGACCUGCCAAUCCUGCCCAAUGACUCCGCCCCCAUCGGAAUGCUGGCCUGGGACUACUACAGGAAGCUGUUGCGCUAUUAUAGUAAGAGCCACCAGGGGGAGGUGGUGAAGUGUUAUGAGCUGCUGACAGUCCAUCUAGGAGUCAUCCCAACAGAGUACAUACUACAACACUGUAGUCAAUUAGCACGCAAACUCUGGGAGCCCUCACGUAUACCCCUACUGUAGGAGACACACACACACAUAGAUCACUGAUUGUACAAAACAUUAAGUACACCUGCUCUUUCUAUGACAUUAACUGACCAGGUGAAAGGUAUAUCUUAUUGAUGUCACUUGUUAAAUCCACCUCAAUCAGUGCAGAUAAAGGAGAGGAGACAGGUUAAAGAAUAUUAUUUAAGUGUUGAGAAAAUUGAGACAUUGUGUGUGUGCAAUUCAGAAAGUGAAUGGGCAAGACAAAAAGUACCUUUGAACAGGGUAUGUCAGUAGGUAGGUGCCAGGGGCACCGGUUUGUGUCAAGAACUGCAACGCUGCUGGGUUUUUCACACUCAACAGUUUCCCGUGUGUAUCAAGAAUGGUCCAACCCCCAAAGGACAUCAAGCCAACUUGACACAACUGUGAGAAGCAUUGGAGUCAAAAUGGGCCGGCAUCCCUGUGGAACGCUUUCAACACCUUGUAGAGUCCAUUCCCCCGACGAAUUAAGGCUGUUCUGAGGGGAAAGAGGAGGGGGAUUCAACUCAAUAUUAGGAAGGUGUUCUUAAUGUUUUUUACAUUCAGUGUAUACACACACCAUUACCACGGUAAUACACACACAAACACGGUAAUACACACACAAACACCAGGGAAGGCUGGUGGGAGGUGCUAUGGCUGAUGAUUGCAAUGGCUAAAAGGGAAUAAAUGGAAACCACAUGUUGGUGACUCCGAUCCAUUAAUUCCAUUCCAGAUAUUACAAUGAGCCUGUCCUCCUAUAGCUCCUCCCACCAGCCUCCACUGACACACACACACACACACACACACACACACACACACACACACAUCUGUGACCAUGAAACAUGGUGCUACACAUUCAACCCUGCUGAAACGUGUGGGCAUCAGUGCCAAUAAAGGAUGUUUACAGGUGACAGUUUGUCCAACAAUAACAGUGUGUAUUCUAUAUUCCAAAUCAUCCUGUUCUACCAUCUGCAAGUCACUGGAAUGACAUAGCCAAGUGAUUGACCUUUAGCACUGAUAAAUACUGUUUGACUGCACUUGUCCUGCUGCUUUUAUAAUACAAUAUGUCAUUGUUGUCAUCACUGGCUUUUCUCUGAAACCUCAAAAAUACUUUAUCCUUUCAUGUUUUUGUUUUGUUUUUGUUUUUUGAAUAGAUUGUGAACCGAUGUAAUUACCUAGUGGAUAAUGACAAGUUCAAACUGCUUUGAGUAUUUUCAGUGAUAGCAGAUAUUGCAGUUAUAAUAUAAUCUGUUUUUCUUUUCUUUUUGUAAAUGUUUAUAUUGUCUUGUAUUUCACCAUGUAUUGAAUUCAGUCAAUUAUUGUAUUUUUUGUUUCUUCAUUUCUCACAUGCAGUUAAUUUUCUAUAAUGUUUCUGCUAACAAUUAAAAUGGGUGUUAUAGUGAUGACAUGGCAGUGCAAUGAAAAUAUGAACAAGUAACUCACACAGCUGAGCGUGAUACCAGGUGCAUGGAGCAAACAAUAUACUUAUUAAAUAUAAGAAAAAUAUUGAUGCUUUCAAAAAUGUUAUGGAUCUAUUUAUCCACUUUGUUUUGAGACACUGGUAAAUAGAUCCAUUGAAAUGUUGGAAGCAUCAAGAUUACCAGUGUGCUAGAGUUUAUUUUUUUGAAUGCAAUAAAAAAAAAAACACUU
Messenger RNA from Oncorhynchus keta (chum salmon), 4053 nucleotides. RefSeq names its product HPS1 biogenesis of lysosomal organelles complex 3 subunit 1 (gene hps1). Gene Ontology annotation, molecular function: guanyl-nucleotide exchange factor activity. Gene Ontology annotation, cellular component: BLOC-3 complex. Lineage: Eukaryota; Metazoa; Chordata; Actinopteri; Salmoniformes; Salmonidae. The record is from RefSeq and is a predicted model, not a curated record. The transcript has 18 exons. Gene Ontology annotation, biological process: vesicle-mediated transport; melanosome assembly. The coding region runs from base 232 to 2424 and encodes 730 amino acids.